AGGGGAGGGUCAUAACGGGGAGUGUCCCGGGCCAGAGGCAUAAACAGCGGCUCAUCGCUCCGCAGCCCGCCGACUCGACGCCUCUCUGCUCCCGCUGCAGCUAGAAGCGCUCACCGCGGCUCUCUCAGGUCCAAACCGAUCACAACCCACACUUUUCAGGCAACAUGGCAGUGCACCCAGAGUUCGAUCGCGCCGGGAAGAAUACGGGCCUCCAGGUGUGGAGGGUGGAGAACUUCGACCUGGUGCCCGUUCCCGAAAAGCUGUACGGGGGAUUUUACACCGGAGACGCCUACCUCAUCCUCAACACCAUCAAGCAACGCUCCGGGCAUCUGCAGUACGACCUGCACUUCUGGCUGGGUGACUUCUGCACCCAGGAUGAGAGGGGCUCGGCGGCCAUCUUUACGGUCCAAAUGGACGACUUCCUGGGGGGGUCGCCUAUCCAGUACCGCGAGGUGCAGGGACACGAGUCCAAAACCUUUCUUGGCUACUUCAAGUCUGGACUCAAAUACAUGAAAGGGGGCGUGGCUUCUGGGUUCAAGCACGUGGUCACCAACGAGGUGGUCAUGCAGCGGGUGCUCCAGGUCAAAGGCCGCCGUGUCGUCCGGGCAACCGAGGUGGCGGUCAGCUGGGACAGCUUCAACCAGGGAGACUGCUUCCUCUUGGACCUCGGGGCUGAGAUCUACCAGUGGUGCGGCUCCCAGAGCAACCGCUUCGAGAAGCUGAAGGCCACGCAGGUCGCCAAGGGUAUCCGUGACAACGAGCGCAAUGGGAGGGCCCGGGUUUACGUGUGUGACGAGGGGGUGGAGAGGGAGAAGAUGUUGGAGGUGUUGGGGCCCAAACCAGAGCUGCCUCCUGGAGCCUCUGAUGACAUCAAGGCUGACGCUUCAAACAGGAAGAGGGCCAAACUCUACAAGGUGUCCAAUGCCAGCGGAGGGAUGACCAUCGCCCUGGUGGCAGCAGAGAACCCGUUCGCUCAGAGUGCGCUGGACUCCGGAGACUGCUUCAUUCUGGACCACGGCUCUAACGGCAAGAUCUUCGUCUGGAAAGGCAAAGACGCCAACAUGGACGAGCGAAAGGAGGCCAUGAAAGCAGCGGACGAGUUCAUCAAGAAGAUGGGUUACCCCAAACACACUCAGGUGCAGAUCCUGCCAGAGAUGGGUGAGACGCCGCUCUUCAAGCAGUUCUUCAAGAACUGGAGGGACAGGGACCAGACCGAGGGCCUGGGCAUCGCCUACAUCGCCAACAGUAUCGCCAGGAUCGAGAAGGUGGACUUCGACGCAGCCAGUCUGCACGACUCCCCCGCCAUGGCCGCCCAGCACGGCAUGGUGGACAACGGUGACGGAGAGAAAAAGAUCUGGCGUGUCGAGGGGUCCGACAAGGCGGAGGUGGACCCGGCCACACACGGGCAGUUCUACGGAGGAGACAGCUACAUCAUCCUCUAUAACUACAGCUUCGGAGGACGGCAGGGACACAUCAUCUACAUGUGGCAGGGAGCAGACUCCAGUACGGAUGAAAUCGGGGCCUGUGCGAUCCUCGGGUCCCAGCUGGACGAGGAGCUGGGCGGUGGUCCUGUGCAGGUGAGGGUGGUGCAGGGGAAAGAGCCGGCCCACCUGAUGAGUCUGUUUGGAGGACAGCCCAUGGUGGUCUAUAAGGGAGGAACGUCCAGAGACGAAGGUCAGUCGGCACCCGCAGACACUCGCCUCUUCCAGGUGCGCUCCAACUCUGCAGGACACACCAGAGCUGUGGAGCUUGACGUGGCGUCAUUCAACCUGAACUCCAACGAUGUCUUUGUCCUGGUGACCCCCGGAGGCUGCUUCAUGUGGGGGGGCGUGGGUGCCAGCGACACGGAGAAGCAGGGAGCCCAGCAGCUGUGUGACAUCCUGGGGGUGUCCGCCUCGGAGCUGUCUGAGGGAGGAGAGAGUGAUGAGUUCUGGGAGGCUCUGGGAGGAAAGGCAGAAUAUCGCACUUCUACCAGACUCAAGGACAAGAUGGACGCUCACCCACCCAGACUCUUCGCCUGCUCCAACAAGACUGGAAACUUCAUCAUUGAGGAGGUACCCGGGGAGAUGACCCAAGAGGACCUCGCCACCGAUGAUGUCAUGAUCCUGGACUCCUGGGACCAGGUGUUUGUCUGGAUCGGAAAUGAGGCCCAAGAGGAGGAGAAGACUGAAGCCAUGAAGUCUGCGGCUCAAUAUAUUGAGACAGAUCCGGCCAACAGAGACCCCCGGACGCCCAUCGUCAAGAUCAAGCAGGGCUUCGAGCCGCCCACCUUCAGCGGCUGGUUCCUGGGCUGGGACCACGAGUACUGGGCCAGCGACCCCCUGGAGCGCGCCAUGGCUGAACUCGCCCUGUGAGCCGCCCCCCGAAUCAGCCCUGACCUUCGACCCCGCUGCUCCCCCGCAAGCACUAAGCAAUCAGAAGACUGUUAGCCGCCAAUACGCCCAGAUGUCUUUACCUUUUAUCAUGUUUGUGAGGGACACAGGUUGUUUCAUUUUGUCUCAACAAAUAGCAAUAGCUUUAACAGACACACAGGCUUCCUUUAGGAUUUGCACUAAAAAGAGUUUUAUUGAAGCCAAUUUUUUUCUUCUAUGAGGACUUUUAGACCUGGUCACUAGUGAAAUGUAAUGCAAACAAAUCAGAAACUCACCGCAGAAAGCAAUACAGCCGAUGCCUUAAUACUCUUUUCCUAUAGUUUACAGUCAACCUGAUGUUUUAUAAAAGGUACUUUUCUAGUUGAAAGUUGCCUUUAUAGAUAUUGCACCUUUAGUUUAGAUGCUGCUUGUAUUUAUUGUUUUUAAAUGUCCCAGGAAAGCUUGUGUGAUGCUGCAACUUUAAAAAGGGAAACCAACGCUUUGCUGCUUUUCAAACCAGUCACGUCUUUUGUGAAUCUUUCUAAGGUUUCCCUAAGCCUUGUCAUCAUUUCAAUAAAACCAGAUUAAACGUGAA
Molecule: messenger RNA, 2946 nt
Organism: Trematomus bernacchii (emerald rockcod)
Lineage: Eukaryota; Metazoa; Chordata; Actinopteri; Perciformes; Nototheniidae
Gene: gsna
Product: gelsolin a
Exons: 16
Coding region: 165-2354 (729 amino acids)
Biological process (GO): actin polymerization or depolymerization; barbed-end actin filament capping; actin filament severing
Cellular component (GO): cytoplasm; actin cytoskeleton
Molecular function (GO): actin filament binding; phosphatidylinositol-4,5-bisphosphate binding
Source: RefSeq, a predicted model, not a curated record